Ylistrum balloti is the source of this 2850-nucleotide messenger RNA. RefSeq names its product gem-associated protein 5-like. The record is from RefSeq and is a predicted model, not a curated record. NCBI's taxonomy places the organism in Eukaryota, Metazoa, Mollusca, Bivalvia, Pectinida, Pectinidae. The coding region runs from base 1 to 2850 and encodes 949 amino acids. The transcript is spliced from 18 exons. Gene Ontology annotation, molecular function: protein binding.
AUGCCCGAAAUCACAAUACCAGCAUCACCGAAUUGGUACUGCUCGCACGUGACUGAUGCAAACAGUGCUGGUGUUUAUGUUUUUGGUGCACGGAGAGAUGUACUGAUUUAUGAUGUGACAUGCUACCCGGCUAAAGCUCUGGGUGUCUUUCGUGCUCACAGAGAUAAAGUUAGUGCUGUGGGCCUGAAUCCUUAUCGUGAUGACAGCACCAAAUGCUGCAGUGGAUCAGAAGAUGGAAAACUGAAAAUAUGGAACAUUGAAUCUAAAGAACAGAUAUUUGAGCACAAUACACAUAGGGGGAGGGUGACUGCUAUAAGCUGGUCACCUCAGCAAGCAGACCUGGUGCUGAGUGCAGAUGAGAAGGGAGAAAUUGUAUCUUGGCAGUACUUAGAAGGUAGACUUCAGACCUUUAGUCCAGAGAAUGCAGCCGUAAUGUGUCUUACCUGUUCACCAGUAGCAGCUGGGACAGUCGCUAUAGGGUAUAAGACUGGCUUGAUUCUGAUCCUGGAUGUUAAAAGAGAUGGUCAGAUUUUGCAACGUCUGCGUGGCCAUGAUGAAGACAUUCAGUGCCUUGUUUGGUGUCCUAUCAUUGGGGAAAACUUUAAACCUCCAAAACCGGAGUACCGGGAUCUGGAUGACCCCUCCAAUACAGUCGAGUCCACAGACAUCAGUCAGGCUUCAGGGGGAGAUGAUAUCGUAGACUUUGGUGCAGAUGGCCAUCUUCUUGCAUCUGGCAGCAAAGACAAGACAAUUCGUAUCUGGAGCACUGAAAGGGGUAGACAACUCCUACAGUUACGGGUGGCAAAGUCUGGUGGCCGAGACCAAGGGAAUGAAUAUGGUGGUGGAAAGAUUUGGACCACAUUUGUAUGGCAGAGAAACAAUCCUCGCCACUUGAUUUCUAGUUCUUCAGGAGGAGAUUUGCUGAGAUGGGACAUUACAUCACAGACUCCACAGAAGAGUAAGGCAUUUUGUGCUGAACACAAAAAGGGAAGUCACUUUCGUAUGGUGUUCAACUUGUGUCUAGCUGGACCCACAGAUGACUAUCUAUGUUCUAUGUCCAUGGACAGGCAGGUGAUUGUGUGGAACACUAACUCAGGGUCUCUGUUUGGGGUCUUACCCACCUUUGGCGGGUUUGUUUAUGUUGUCAAGUCAUCACCUGUUGAUCCAGGAAGAGUGGCAGUUGGAGUAGGAGACAGCAUGAUCCGUCUCUGGAACCUCAACAACGUAAACAACCUCACAGACAUCAAGAAUCUAUGGCAAGGAAUAAAGGCCAAGGUCACUGCAUUAUGCUGGCACCCAGUUAAGGAAGGUCUGUUGGCAUAUGGUACUGAGGACGGUAGAGUUGGUGUGUAUGACACUCUCUCCAACAGGCCUCCUAACAUAUCCUCCACCUACCAUAAGAAGACGGUUUAUGUGGUGUCAUGGGGUCCUCAUUGUGCAGACCAAGAGGAUGGAUCAGGGGGCUACAGUCUGUACAGUAUUGGUGACGGUGUUAUCCUGGAACAUGAUGUCUAUAACCUACAAGAAGAAGCCAGUGACAUCAACUUGCUCAUACGGCAAACCAACGGUAAAAAGAUUAAGUUGCCAGUACGCAGUGAGAUCAGCUGGAGCCCAGACUUUUUGUUUGUUGCUGUUGGCAAUGAUGAUGGAUCGGUGGAAAUCUUCAAGUCUCCAAAUUUUUAUUUGGUUGCCACUGUCCAUAUUCAUAAAAAGUUGAUCAAUUGCAUUCAGUGGCAUCCCCACAUUACCAUGGCGACACCAAGUGGCUCUCCCUACAAGUACUGGAUAGCUACAGCAUCUAACGAGGCAGGGGUGUACAUUGUAGACCUGUCAUCACUCCUGAACAAAGGUGAAGACCCGCCAGCUGAUCCUGUGGUAGUGUCUGAGUCCAGGCAAUGUCUCCUUGGCCAUGUUGACCGAGUGACUGGUGUGGCUUGGAGUCCUCAUAUUGAUCAACAACUGGCCACCGUUUCCUAUGAUGGUCAGGCUCUCGUUUGGGAUGUGGAUAAGAAUGAGAUGCUGGCAUGUUACCAAGGUCACAAUGGGAGACUACUCUGUGUACAGUGGAAUGGCUUGGAAGAAGACUUGGUGAUGACUGGAUCUGAUGAUUUCUCUCUCCACCAGUGGCGACCUUCACUCCAUGUGCCAAACCCAGAAAAUGCUGGGAGACAAAGAAAGCAAAAACACAACAAGAAGAAGUCCAAGAAAAGUUCCUCCGUUGUCAAAGAGAAAAGUUUCCCUGUCGUCAGUCCUGAUACUCUAGUAUCAGCUGACCUAUCCCUAACCACUGAAGAUCGAGAUGGUCUGGAAAAAAUACUUGAGGAGAAACGGCAACAGAUUUUGAGGAAGGACAAUUUGGUAUUACCAGAAGAAACAGACAAGACAGCCACAGAAGGGAUGGUCACAGCAGAUGGUGAACCUGGUACAACUUCCUCUAAUACCACCAGUAAUUAUUCGACUGUCUCUACAGCAGCUGAUGUCACAGAAAAUGGAAACUCUUCUGGUCUUCCUGACCUUGGAGAACCUGUAACCUCAGAGAUAGGUCAAGAGUUCACCCAGAAGGAAAUCAAAUCAACAUCCAACACUGACCGGAUUAGGCCAACAGACAUAACGAAGGACAAGAAGAAGAAGAACUGGAAGGUGAAAUCUUACUUUCCACUCACUGGACGAGCAGAAAACAGAGGCAAAGAUUUCCUCCAUGAUGAUCUUGUCUACCUUGCCAAGAAAAUCUCAGCAAGUGUCAAAUCUAUCAGGUUUAAUCAAGAUGUGAGGGGAGAGGACCUGGCCUUGUCUCAGCCAUCACAUGUCAUAGUCAUCCUGGCUGUGUCAAAUUUAUCAGGACAAAUGUGA